Nicotiana attenuata is the source of this 465-nucleotide messenger RNA. RefSeq lists its product as uncharacterized. The coding region runs from base 1 to 465 and encodes 154 amino acids. The record is from RefSeq and is a predicted model, not a curated record. NCBI's taxonomy places the organism in Eukaryota, Viridiplantae, Streptophyta, Magnoliopsida, Solanales, Solanaceae. Gene Ontology annotation, molecular function: nucleic acid binding; RNA-DNA hybrid ribonuclease activity. The transcript is spliced from 2 exons.
AUGCUGGAAGUCGAAAGAGAAGCUGCCCACACUUCACAAGUACCGGAUCUAUGGAUUUUGUACACCGACGAUGCCUCUAAUGCGUCAGGGUCCGGACUGGGACUUGUGCUCGAAGUCCCAACAAGAGAAGUGAUUCUCCAGUCCAUAAGGUGCCCGGAUAUGACUAACAAUGAGGCCGAGUAUGAGGCCGUGAUUGCAGGAUUAAGGCUAGCACUUAAGUACGGGGGGAGAUGGAUCAUCCUGCGCUACGACUCUCAACUCGUCGUCAACCAAGUGACAGGGACUUUCCAGAUAAAAGACCAACGGUUACAAAAAUACCAGGCUGAGAUCUGCAAACUGCUACCCGAAUUUGAUGAAUGCCAGCUCGACCUAAUCCUCCAAGCACAAAAUAUCGAAGCGGACGGCCUCGCCAAAUUAGCAUCAACCAUUAGAAAUACCGGAGGUGUACUGGGACAGCAGCAAUAG